GCGACAAGACGACCUCAUCUGCAGCUGAGUUCUUCAUUACCACCAAGAUGCCUCUGACAUUCUGUCCACACUGCAGCAAUGCGUUGACCGUCUCUCGAGCUGAGCCUUCGACGACCUAUCCCAUGGGUGUGAAUCGUUUCCAGUGCCGCACAUGUCCGUAUCAAUUUGUGAUCGAUCGUCUAUAUGUCGAAGAAAAAGUGUUGAAGCAGAAGGAGGUGGAAGUAGUCUUCAAUGACGAGGAAAUGUUCAAGAAUGCCGAUAAACUUCCAGUUCAAUGUCCAUCGGAUACUUGCAACGGCGAGUACGCCUAUUUCUACCAACUCCAAAUUCGCAGUGCUGACGAGCCGAUGACUACAUUCUUGAGGUGCACCACCUGCGCGAAGACAUGGAGAGAUUAGAACAGCCUCUCUCGAGUCAUUAUCGCUAAAUAAUGAUUAGACACGGAUACCUUGACGAAAUAGGCGAUUGGCGGUUUCUUUUGCAUUGUGAAUAGCGUGCGGCGUU
Messenger RNA from Talaromyces stipitatus ATCC 10500, 504 nucleotides. Its product is annotated as RNA polymerase III subunit C11, putative. Gene Ontology annotation, biological process: DNA-templated transcription; termination of RNA polymerase III transcription. The transcript is spliced from 5 exons. The coding region runs from base 48 to 398 and encodes 116 amino acids. Gene Ontology annotation, molecular function: DNA-directed RNA polymerase activity; zinc ion binding; nucleic acid binding. Gene Ontology annotation, cellular component: RNA polymerase III complex. The record is from RefSeq and is a predicted model, not a curated record. NCBI's taxonomy places the organism in Eukaryota, Fungi, Ascomycota, Eurotiomycetes, Eurotiales, Trichocomaceae.